Molecule: messenger RNA, 4797 nt
Organism: Macrobrachium nipponense
Lineage: Eukaryota; Metazoa; Arthropoda; Malacostraca; Decapoda; Palaemonidae
Product: biorientation of chromosomes in cell division protein 1-like 1
Exons: 7
Coding region: 65-3103 (1012 amino acids)
Biological process (GO): replication fork processing
Cellular component (GO): Set1C/COMPASS complex
Source: RefSeq, a predicted model, not a curated record
UCAUUCCCACAACAACAACAACAGUUCGCUGCUCCGCUGUUUCGCGAAUGUUGUCGCUGUGACGAUGUCAAUUUUGGUGAACAAAGAAUUAACGAUGGACAUUCCCGUGACGCAGCUGCCUCCGGGGGACCCUCGCCUGGUGGAGGCCAUCGUGGGGCAGCUCAAAUCGAAAGGAAUAUUCGACCAGUUCCGAAAAGAGUGCCUGGCCGAUGUCGACACCAAGCCAGCUUUUCAGAAUCUUCGCCAGCGAGUUGAAGGUCAAGUCAAUAAAUUCCUGGAGAAGAAAAUUUGGAAAAAUGACCUCAACAAAAACCAGUUGCGAGAUGGUGUUCGUAAACAUGUUAAUAAUUUGGGGAUCCUGGACAGUGGUAUUGAUGCCAUCAUAACACAGGUUGUGAAUCCCAAAAUAAAGCCCCUUAUUUUGCCGUAUGUUGAGGACACUGUCUAUGCCUUCUUGCAGAUUGAUAAACCUAAGAGAGAAAGGAAAACUUCAGAGCCUCACGUUAGCCCACUGCUUCUUGAUGAGGAACCACAGCCAACACUUCUUGAACCCAUUGAUGUGAAAAAGCCAAGCCUGCUUCCAAUGGAAACUGAUGUCAUAUCUUCUGAAGAGGAUGAUAUACUUGCAAGAGAGUCACCUGAUGGAGAUUCAAAGUCAUCUUGUAGCUCAGAAGCUGAGGAAGUAAAAACUAUGGAUGAAAAUGCACAGGAUGGUUUUGAGAAUUGUCCUCCUUGUCCAGAGGAAAGCCCAGAUGCCAUAGCAGCAAAUGUUGAGCGUCUUCAAUUGAGUGAAGAUGACAGCAAGUCUGUACAAGCUACAAAACCACCCCUUCCAUUGUUUGAUGAUCAGUCUCUUGACAGUAUAUCAUCCAAUUCUUCAGGGCUUACGUUUUCUCCUCUCACUGUUAAAGGAUCUCCUGAGAGCAAAAAGUCUGAUGAUGCAGGGAAAGGCGAUGGAAGUCCAAGAGCAGAGAUGAGAUCUGCAACAUCCACUCCUCUUGUAGAUGAAAAACCUGUCGAUGAGAGCUCACAGUCCUCAGUGGGAUCCAAUCAUGCUAAGGAGUACGUGGCUUCAGAAAAACAUCAGGGUGAUAGUGUGCCACCUGAGGACCGUGAAACAUCCACUCCAUCCCUGUCAGCAUUGCAGCCAAGUGCAAGAUCGGGUAAAGAAGGAACCAGUUUAAUGAGCUUUGACGAAGAAGAUUCUCUUGAGAGCAAAGGGUCAUCUAAAGCCAGUCUGGUAUCUGGGAAGUCAGAAAUUGAAGAAAAGAUAAAAUCAGACAAGUCUGAAGGUGAAAUAACCUCCUCAAGCUCAGACUUUAGUGAUGGAGAUGUUAAAGGAAAACAGGACCACAUUUCUGGUGAGGGAAAACUGAUUUUAGAUCAUGAUUCAUCGCAUAGGUCAAGUAAGAGUAAGAGUGAUCACAAAAAACGACGGGAUUCACACAGUCGUGACCGAGAUCGUGAGAGAGAGAAAGAGAAGGAGUCAAGGCACCAUAGAGAUAAGGAAAGAAAGCACUCAAAGUCUCGAGAUGAUCACCAUUCUCACAGAGACAAGGACAAGAAACAUCAUCGAAGGGAUAAAGAUCACGAUGGAGAUAGAGAUCGGUCCCGAAGCCAUCACCAUCAGUCAUCAAGUUCUUCUUCCCACAAGGAUAGCUCAGGAACGAAAGACAAGGAUCGUUCCAGCUAUCACUCCGGAGGAAAAUCUUCAGAAGGCAAGAGUAGGAGCAGUCAUUCAAGUGAUAAGUCAAGUGAUAAGUCAGACAGAUCCAGCAGUAAGACAAGGAAAUCAGAUGAAAAAAUGGAUGGGAAGUCUCACCGGAAAGAUGAGAAACAUUCUCAUAGUUCUAGUAAGAAGUCUGAUGAAAGAUCAGAUAAAAGAUUAGAAAAGGUUGAUAAGAAAUCUGAGAAAAAGGAAUGCUCAGUGGAAAGACAGAAGGUAAAAGGAGAGGGUAAAUCUGAAGGAAAGAAAGAAAAAGCAAAGGAGAAAGGGGAGAGUUCAUCCAGGUCAGGAAGUGAGUCCUCAUUAAAGGAAAAUCGUGAAAAUACCAUCGACAAAGACUUAAAAAAGCACAGGAGGCGUCAUGAUAGUACCACCACUGAUGUGAAUUCUGGUGAUGAUGAGAGGGCAGAUAGAAAUGAUAAGUCGUGCUCUAACAAUAGUAAGAAGAAUGGGGUUUGUGAAAAUUUAGAUGAGAAUUGCACCAUUGAUCCUCAUAUGCUUGGGCUGACGGGUGACAACAUCAUAGUGGCUGAUGAUGAAGGCAAUUUUAUGCUACUGACAUAUGACACUGAUACAGACUCCAUGGCAUCUGAGAACCAUGUAACAACAAAAGCAGAUGAUGACUCCAUGUCAGAGACUGCUACAGGCUCUGUGGAUGAAGACAGUGUCAAUUAUUUCGAGGGAUUUGAGAAUGCAAAGCCCAAAACAAAGCUUACAGAUUAUCUCUUGAAUUCUGUGGUUAUCCCUGAUGAGAUGGAUAUGGAAUGUAAUGAGUGGUUCGAUGAAUCUGAUUUACACUUGACAAUCUAUGAAAAUGCGUGGGAUGGAAAAGUACCACUGAAUGAUUUCCUUAGUUGCAUGCAUCGUUUGGGUGCUGUUAUCAGGAAUGAUAAAGGUGAAGUUGAGGACCACAGCAGAAGUGGCCCAACGUACAUGCCAGUGCCUGAUAUAAAGGAAAACAAUAAUAUUCAACCUAUUGGUAAGAAGAGAAGAAUAUCCAACUCGAGUUCCAUAUCAUCUAGCAGUAGUUCUACGGGUUCCCCCAAGCACAAACGUUUCAGGCGAGAGAGUUCUACAACUAGUGACACAAGCCAGACUUUGGAACAGGGUGCUGUUAUUGUGAGUGGAUAUGCUCUUCUGACUCCAGAAGAUGAUGGAAAUAGAUCAAUGAGCAGAGAAUAUGAUUUAGACUACAGUCAGAAAAUUGCAAAUUACAGCCCACUUUCCCCUGCAAGCGAUUCUUCAGCUGAUGAGGGGAAGUUGAAGACCAGAGGUGCUGUAGUGGAUUCCAGCAACAACAUUGUUAAGCCCACAUCAAAAAUCAACCAGAAAACAGAUACAUCGUGGCCUAGUAAAGAGGCUAAAUUUUCUGCCUAGGAAGCUGAUUCCUUGCUGGAAUUUUCAUUGUCAAGAAUGUUUUAUAUUCUGAUGUAUGUCUGAUAUGAGUUACUUGUAUGUGAGAGUAAGGAAAUAAUAUAUUAGGUAUGUAUGGUACAGUUUAGAAUUUUUUAUAUUUGUACAUUACCUUGGAUUUGUUAAUUGAUGUAUUUAUUUAGCAUAGUGUUGUGUAGUUUGAUGGCUCUUGUCACCAGUUUGUUUCGAUAGUUAAUUUGAUUUGGAGCUGACAUAUUAAACUGGAAAUGAUGUAACAGCUUCCAGUAAGUGGGUAAGUUUGUACUACUUCAGUAUGUACAGUGCAGUGUUGAAAAGUGGUAAGAUGUGCCUAUUAACUUGAAUACAAAGACAGUAUAUCACAUUUUAUUUGAUAUAUCAAACCUUGUGGAAUUAUUCUUGCAUUUUGACAUUUCAAAAUCCAAAAAUUUGUGCUUUUCAUUUCUCAUUGUUUUUCGUUAUUUUUUGGGAGCACUUGUCUUUUGUGAUUUAGAAUUUGGAAUUAUUUAAUUUGCAAUGUACAUAUAUUUGCUGCUGGUUGUAAGUUAUUAUGAAUAUAUGGUGACAAUUAGAAAUCAGAAAACUUAAUUGUAAGUUGCAUUUUUCCUUACUCUUGAUGUUAUUCCUUAUUUCUAAGGAAUUGCUGCCAUUUCCUUUGUAUAUAUGCUGCUUAGUAUACUAAAAGAAAACCAAAGCUGAUCUGAUGUAACCCUAAGAAAAAUGGUACCCAAGUUAUUUUGUGAAGGUGUACAAAAAGUGGUCAUGUCACUUUUGUGUGGUGAUGCACCUACAAUCUUGUUAUUAAUUUUCAGGAGCUUGAGAAAUGAUUGCUGAAGAUAGUACUGUAUUGCCUCAUUUUCCAGUAAACUCUGAUUGUUCUCUUACUCUUUAAGUUAAUAGAUGAAAAACUUUCUUCCUUAUGGAGGAAGGUUUUCCUAGGAACUAGUAGUUUUUGAACAAAAUUUCCAUCUCGAUUUGUAAUGUCCUUUUUGAGAUAAGCUUGUCUGUUUAGUACCGGUAACUGUAAUGCAGAAAUUGUGACCAUUGUCCAUUUCUGAUCAUGCAUUUUGACACAGUGUUUUUGUUAUAAAGGGAGCAGAUGAAUUAUUGUUCUGUCAUUAAGUUUGACAAGAGAAAAUGUUCUGCAUGGCUCAGGUACAUCUAAUCGAUUAUGACUUAAAUUCUUAUAUUUUGUGCUCAAAUCUUGCUUCAUUUAUGUAAGACUCCAGUUCCCUUUCAGUUCUUAUAGUUUCAUCCAAAUGAAAGUCACAUUACAAAGGAAGCCCAAAAAUUCCAAAUGAAGAACAUUUUCUACACAAUAGCCAGUGGGUGAUGGCAUAGAUAUUUCAUAGGCAUGUUUACUUAAAAUCUCUUUGCCCGUGUAUAAACUUGGACUGCCAGAGACGCAUGCCUUCAUUUGCAUUCAUUAUGCAAAAAAUAUGAUCCACAUUUAUGAAAACUUAAGUUUCCUUUUAUUGGGAGAUAUAGGUCCCUUUUUAGAAUUUAAGCAUAAUUAUCCCUUCUUCAUUAUUCACUCAUUUAUAUUGGUAAGGUGGUGUCUAUAGUAGAUUUAGGAUUGAACAUUUUGUUUUCAUAGCUCCUCAUCAGAUUUACUGGUACUCAUAUUCCUAAUAAUAAUUUUGAGUGGAGGUAAGAAAUAAAACUUUGUAUUUUAAGUA